GGUAUUGUGUGCGGCAAGUUCAAGACACAACUCGAAUUAUUUGGAAAUGCAUUAUGAUUUCUCCAUGAUAGUGCAUUUAACCUCGAUUUUUAAAUGACAUAGUUGGAUGGUUAUUUGGGUGUACGAUUUGUUAUGCACUUAAUGCCCGGGACGGUGCGGCAAAAUGUUAAGUGUGGACUCGUUGCAAGUUGCCGAGGAGGAGGUGGUGGAGUCCAGUUCAAACAGACUGGGGGACAUUUACGCUUUUGUGGCCGACGGCUGUUUUCCGCAAACGAUGAAUCCUAUUCGUAAGAAAAAUCUAAAAAGAUUUGCUCAAAAGUUUAUGAUUGAAGAUGGCCGGUUGUAUUAUGUUGGGCCAAAGAAAGAAGAAAAGCGUGAAGUAGUUAUUGAAGCUGAGCGGAAGAGACAUAUAUUCCUGGAGUGUCAUUUUAAUGACAUUGGCCAUCACCUGGGACAGAAGAAGACCGUUCACAGGAUUCAGAAUAAAUACUACUGGCUUGGCAUUGUCAAAGAUGUUGUGGAUUGGAUAAAAGUUUGUGAAACAUGUCAGCACACAGAGAGAAAUAAAAACUCGGCAAGAACAAUACGACCUAUCAAAGUGGAUGGUCCUUGGGAGAUUCUGGCCAUUGAAAUAAUGGGUCCAUUCCCAGGAACCAUACAUGGAGGGAAUACGCACAUUGUUAUCAUUACAGAUUACUAUAGUAAAUGGGUAGAGGCCUUUCCCAUACAAAAGAAAGAUGGGCUUUUUGUUGCAAGAUGCAUUUCAUCAUCAUUUUUUAGAUUUGGCCCUGCAAAGACAAUAUUUUGCUCUCAAUGCACUGACUUCUGUGAAGAGGUUACUAAGCAUCUCUCUGACAGGUGGAACAUAGCGACCAGGUUGUUGUCAGUAGACCAGCCCCAACGGAAUGCUCUAUUUGAUCGCAGCAGUCAUCUACUGAGGGACGCCAUAAAACAGAUGGUGGUAGAGAAACAGGUGGAGUGGGAUGAUUUUCUUGAUCCAGUUUUGGCGAUCUUUAGAACAUCAGUCAACCCUACGACAAAAUUCACAGCUCACUUUUUAAUGUUUAACAGAAAAGUCAGCAUGUCCAGUGAGAUUAAGUUUGAUCCUCUAAGUUUCAAUCAGGACCAGGAGGGAUUUACCCUUAAUGAAGAGGACACAAACUCUAUUAUUUCCUCAAUUCAGGAACAACAGAAUAAUGUCAAACAGAUGGUAAUUACAAAUAUGAAUGUUGCCUACAGACAGGAAAAGAAGAAUGCAAAACGCAAAGCUAAAAAUAUGCCCUCCAUGACUUUAAAUGUGACUGACCCAUUGUUCAGCACAGAGGACUUGCCUUCAGCAAAAAAACUUAAGGAAAGCCUCUAUCUGUCUUUUCCAGUCGAGACAGUUCUAACCACAGUCCAGAAUGUAGCAGAAGACAAAAAAAUUGGUUUAGAAUAUCCUCUAACAGACACUGAACCGCACUGAUUUUAUAAAGCACUUAUUUACAGGUUCAGAAAGUGUGUAUGUAUAGACCCCUUUUGAGCUGACGUCACGAUCAUGUCAGGGCUUUAGCUGGAGGCAAAAUAAAGGGAAAACUGGAGGUGGCCAAUUCAAAUCCGCACAGAGUCGGCUACAUAGUAAAGGGUCUAAUCUGACAUUUUAAUUCAUACCAUUGCUAGAAAAAACGACGACAGUUGUAGUUAAACAAUAAAACUAGCGGACUUCACAGAAACGAUCACCAAAGAUGCUUGCAUUUACAGCUCACACAUUAUAUCCCUUAAUAAACUAUUGUCUUUUGUUGGUAUGGAUUAUAGUUUGGGUAUGUGUCUAAAAACGUCUCAUGAAACCCCACCUAAUCAGGACCCAAAGAACAAGUGAAAUUAUUUUUCAGGGAACGGUAACCUUUUUUUUGCGCAUAUACAAGCUAAAUUUGUUAAUUGUACAACUUGCAGUUAGCCAACCACUGGAGAUUAAACAUAAACAAAACUGUUUGUCGUCACUGUAUCUACAGAAUUCAUAAGUGUAUAUAGAAACCCGGGAGAGGGAAAAGUGAGAAUGGCUCAUGUUAUGUGUCAGGUGUUUGUUGAAGCUGCAUUUGCUAAUGUUUGCCACUGUUAGUACAUAGGCAUCUACAUUUACAUUUAGACAUUUAGCAGACGCUUUUAUCCAAAGCGACUUACAAAGAGUUUAGGAGCAAUAAGCGAUAGUUCAUACAGGAGCCAUAAUACAUUCGGUGCCAAUACAAAGUUACUGGUUUCAACAAAAACUAGAGCACUACCUGUUGAGAGAAAGGGUUAGUGUAUUUUUUUUUCUUUUUUUCAUUUGUUUGUCAAGUAUUCACAGAAGAGAUGGGUUUUAAGUAGUUUUUUUAAAUGUUGUGAGAGAUGUGGUUGAACGGACAGAGAUAUCUUGACGAUACACGCUUGACUUCUUUCUCUAUGUGGUAUGUGUGGAUGUCAGACCACUUAACUGGAGUUAACGUAAUCCUGACAGUUCGUCCAUCCAGUGAGUGAGCGUGUACAGCUCGGCCGAUCUGAUUCCUUCCGUUAAAGUUCACUUUUUCAACAACAGUCACAGUUCUGGGCUGUGACUGACCUUACAUAUCCAAGUUAAAUCGGAUUCUCUCCAGUUAUUGUUAAAAAUAUAUAAAUGUGCUCGCUAGCAUUAAUAAAGCUGCUAAGGUGAAUCUUUCUGCCUCCACCUAUGGUCCGCCCACAAAAACGUGUCACUAUGUUUACUGACAAAAAAGGGGUCUAUAGUCUCCAGCUUUCUUCAGAUGUCUGCAUGUUCACAAAGCAAGUGGAUGCAUAAGUGGUCCCCUUAGGCAUUUUUCACAUAGCUGUGGAACUAUUACAUGAACUUAUAUCAAUUCCUGGUAAAACUUGAAUUAGUUCCUAUGGUGGAUAAAUGCCUUUUCUAUCCCAAAAUGUAGCAAGAUUAAACAAAUGUUUCUCAAAUGUAAGCAUUCAAUCAAACGUAUUGAGGUCUCAAGUUUUGCUUGCUUUUGUG
Messenger RNA from Triplophysa dalaica, 2989 nucleotides. RefSeq lists its product as uncharacterized. The record is from RefSeq and is a predicted model, not a curated record. Gene Ontology annotation, biological process: DNA integration. The transcript is spliced from 8 exons. NCBI's taxonomy places the organism in Eukaryota, Metazoa, Chordata, Actinopteri, Cypriniformes, Nemacheilidae. Bases 164 to 1465 code for a protein of 433 amino acids. Gene Ontology annotation, molecular function: nucleic acid binding.